AUGUCUUGGCAGCCUGCCCCCGAGUCCUUGAGGCAGCUUGCCGCGUGCCUCAAGGACUCCCUCAGUGGCUUCGACAAGAAUGCGCAGAAACAGGCCGAGCUGAUGCUUAAACAAGCGAAAAGCUCACCUGAUAUCAACAACUACCUCGCCUACAUUCUUUCCAGCCCCGAGCCCCCCGAGGGCGUCGCCUUUUCCCAGUCCGAAUAUCAUCUUGUCCGCUCUGCCGCUGGAAUCAUGCUCAAGAACAAUCUCAAGUCGGACUUUAAGUCCAUCCCCGAGUCGAGUCUGCAGCUUAUCAAGCUCGCCAUACCGAUUGCCCUGCAAGACAAGAACACCCAAAUCCGCAACUUUGCUGGCAAUGUCGCGACCGAGAUUGUUCAACGCGGUGGCCUGUUGGGCUGGCCAGAGCUGCUUCCUCAGCUGAUUGAGACCUUUGGAAAUGUCUCUGGACAAGUUUCGAACGAGGCUCAAGAGGGUGCCAUGUCCGCCAUGUCCAAGAUUUGCGAGGACAACACCCGCCUACUCACGAAGGAAGUCAACGGCCAGCGACCUCUCAACUACGUCCUCCCGCAGCUAAUUGCUGCCACCAAGAGCCCCCUCUCUAAGGUCCGAAUUGGCGCUCUGACAGCGAUCAAUGUCUUUACUCCUCGCGAAUCGCAAGCCAUGAACAACUCCAUCGAUGAUCUUCUCCAGCACCUGUUUACCCUCGCCAACGACGAAAGCGCCGAUGUCCGCAGACAGGUCUGUCGCUCUUUUGUCUCACUGGUGGACCGCCGGCCCGAGAAGCUUAUCCCACAUAUGGCUGGCCUGGUGGACUAUACUAUCCGUCAACAAAGAAGUGAAGAUGAGGAACUCUCCUGCGAAGCGGCCGAAUUUUGGCUCACCGUCGGUGAGCACGAAGACCUCUGGCAACAUCUCCGGCCCUACAUCGAACAGAUUAUCCCUCUCCUUCUCGAGUACAUGGUUUACAGCGGUGAUGACAUUGCUCUUCUCGGCGGCCAGUCCGAUGACGAAGACGAGGAGGAUAGAGCGGAAGAUAUCAAGCCAGCAUUUGCAAAGAAGAAUCUGACUCGCGCGCUCAACGGCGACGGCACCAUGACUCCUAACUCUGCCAAGGGCGGGUAUGAUGCUGUGGCGGGCAUGGAGGAUGACCUGGAAGACGGCGAGAUCGAUGAUGACGACGACGAUGGCGACGAGAAUCCCGACCAGCGAUGGACGGUCCGCAAGUGCUCUGCAGCGGCGCUUGACGUGUUCGCUAGAAACUUUGGCGCGCCCGUCUUCGAAUUUAUUCUGCCUUACCUCGAGCGAAACCUCAAGCACGAGGACUGGCCUCAGCGCGAAGCUGCUGUAUUGGCACUGGGCGCUGUUGCCGAAGGUUGCGAGAGCGCCAUCCUGCCCCAUUUACCAAUGCUGGUUCCGUAUCUGAUAUCUCUCCUGACGGAUCCCGAGCCGGUCAUCCGCACCAUCACCUGCUGGACUCUGGGCCGCUACUCUGGCUGGGCAGCUGCUCUGCCUGAGUCUCAACGAGAUCAGUACUUCCUGCCUUUGAUGGAUGGUAUUUUGCAGAAGAUGCUUGAUAGAAACAAGAAGGUGCAAGAAGCCGGCGCCUCGGCCUUUGCCAACGUCGAGGAGCGUGCUGGCAAGGCCUUGAUUCCUUUUACGGAGCCUAUUGUCAAGCAAUUUGUCAUUUGCUUCCAAAAAUACAAGGACCGCAACAUGUACAUUUUGUAUGACUGUGUGCAGACUCUUGCAGAGCAGGUUGGCCCCACGCUUGCUGCACCCCAGAUUGCGAAGGGCCUGCUGGAUGCCCUCUUGGCACGCUACAGCAUCUUGAACGACGAAUCUCGCGAAAUGUUCCCGCUGCUCGAAUGCCUGUCUUACGUCGCCCUUGCUAUGGACACGGCAUUUGCCCCGUACGCUGGCCCGAUCUUCCAGCGCUGCAUCAGCAUUAUCCACAACAACUUGGAGCAAUCGCUGGCCUCUGUGACCAACACCGCAAUUGAUGCUCCGGACAAGGACUUUUUGAUUACUAGCUUGGACCUUCUGAGUGCUAUUAUCCAAGCUCUGAACCCCGAGCAAGCUACACAAUUGGUGAGCAGCUCACCACAGCCCCUGUUUGAGCUUCUGAGCUUCUGCAUGGAGGAUCCUACGGAUGAAGUGCGUCAAUCAGCUUACGCCCUGCUUGGUGAUUGCGCCAAGUUUGUCUUUCCACUUCUGGAGCCACAUCUACCCAAACUCCUGCCAUUCCUCGUCAAGCAGCUGGACAUGGACGAGGUCUUGGACGAGGAAAUCGAAACUGGAUUUGGAGUCGUUAACAAUGCAUGCUGGUCGGCUGGCGAAAUUGCUGUGCGAUACGGUGACGGCAUGGCUCCCUUUGUCCGGGAUCUAAUGACCAAAUUUGUGGACAUGAUGAACAACCCACGAGUGCCCCGUAGUCUUGCAGAGAAUGCUGCGACUGCGCUCGGUAGACUUGGGCAAAAGAAUGCGCACCUUAUGGCUCACGGGCUAGGGAACUUUGCCGGUGCGUACCUCCAAGCGAUGGACGACGUUGUUACAAUGGACGAGAAGGCGUCGGCGAUGAAGGGGUUCACCGCCAUUGUUCGGGAGAACCCGCAGGCUAUGGAGCCAGUACUUCUCGACUACUUCCGCACUAUUGCCAACUACAACAUGGAUCUGCAGAAUCCUUUGAAGCAGGAACUUCAUGCUGCUUUCCAAGAUAUUCUCAGCAUUUACAAGGCCAAUAUUCCUCAAUUUGACAGAUUUAUCGGGCAGCUCGAUGCCAGUCUUCAGGAAAACCUGAGGACGAGAUAUAGUCUUUAG
Cordyceps fumosorosea ARSEF 2679 is the source of this 2820-nucleotide messenger RNA. Its product is annotated as importin beta-2 subunit. The record is from RefSeq and is a predicted model, not a curated record. The coding region runs from base 1 to 2820 and encodes 939 amino acids. The transcript is spliced from 3 exons. NCBI's taxonomy places the organism in Eukaryota, Fungi, Ascomycota, Sordariomycetes, Hypocreales, Cordycipitaceae. Gene Ontology annotation, molecular function: nuclear import signal receptor activity; small GTPase binding. Gene Ontology annotation, cellular component: cytoplasm; nucleus. Gene Ontology annotation, biological process: protein import into nucleus.